Physcomitrium patens is the source of this 1013-nucleotide messenger RNA. The record is from RefSeq and is a predicted model, not a curated record. Lineage: Eukaryota; Viridiplantae; Streptophyta; Bryopsida; Funariales; Funariaceae.
GCAGCGAGAUUUAUGGUCGUUGCUCGUGUUGGAUGGUGUUUUAUUGGGUCAUACGGGCUACGCACAGGUUUGGCAAGGUCAGUUCAGUGGGGUUGAGGAAGAUGAUGGAAUGCGUGAAACAUGCAGUGGGUUGUUUUGAGUGGAUAGUGCUCAGAGGUGGGUGGGGUGGGAUAGGGGGCAAUCUGGGCAGAAGAGGUUGGUUUCUGGAUGCGCACGCAGCAGAGAUUGGAGGAGUUUGUGACGGCUCGGAUGGGUGGAGAAGAUCGACUUUUGCAGCAGAGUGUAAUGAAUUGAGGGGGUUAGGAUUAUUGGUAUUGCGGAGGUUGGGUGAGGAAUGCAGUUGGAGGGAGGAGUUUUGUGGGAAGCAGGCGCAUGUAGUGUUAAGGUGGAGGGUGCCGAUGGAGGUAGGAGCUUGGUAUGAAGUGUGUGAGAGUUGCAGCAGUUGGCGAGCUCAGUUGAAUUAUUGUGAGGGUCGAUAUCAGGCGAUGAAGGGAGGACACAGUGAAGUGGUGGGGUUGGUUUAAUUUGUGGAAGUAUGUCGGGGAUGGGAAGGGAUCUCGGAGUGUUGGGAGGUAAAGGAAAGUGGGAAUGGCAUCUAGAAUCAGUAGUCCUAGUUGAUGUGAAAGAUUUUUGUUACUGUAUUUCCAGUCACUCGUUUUUCACAAGUAUGUUGUGCGUGUGGAAUGGUAACGGUAUGUUUUCGUGUCCCCGUUUGCUAUUAGAGACCCUUUCACUCCUGUGCAUAUUCCCGUUCGGGUGUCUAAUUUCUUCUAGACUUGACAGUCUUGUGAAGUGCUUCAAACUGUUUUUUUCGUAUUUGUGUUGCUCUCGCUUUUUUUGAAGUCGAUUACUUGUUUUCUAGAAUUUGAUGUUCGUGUACGAUGUGAAUUGAUGCGCUUGAGAGGACUGAGUGAAUCUUGCUCUAAGCGGGAGCUGGAACGCGUGGGCGAGGUUGAACACGUGAGGUCGUUGCGAGGUGAUUUUGUACAAGUGAAGCUGCGUUGUGUUGAUUC